This is a messenger RNA of Colletotrichum graminicola M1.001, 2292 nucleotides long. Its product is annotated as ATPase. The coding region runs from base 1 to 2292 and encodes 763 amino acids. The transcript has 6 exons. Gene Ontology annotation, molecular function: ATP binding; ATP hydrolysis activity. NCBI's taxonomy places the organism in Eukaryota, Fungi, Ascomycota, Sordariomycetes, Glomerellales, Glomerellaceae. The record is from RefSeq and is a predicted model, not a curated record.
AUGGCAGCUCAAAAAAUUGCUGAUGCGAACCCUCGGCUUGACAAACACAUCCAUAAAAGACCAGAGGAUGAUGUUUCUGAAGGUACUCCCCUUGAUGUCAUCAAUGCUCAGGAACAUGGAGUGCAGCCGCAGAUUUCUGGAGACGCUGCCACUGGCCACAGUAACAGUGAAGAACCCAGAGAGACUAAGGCGGCCUGGAUUGGAUACCGCUUGGAGUAUCGCAAUCGUUGGACUGGCGACUUGAUUUCCGAACGGACUUACGAAAAAGGCAACGAGCCAAAAGACCAAAAGACGGAUGGACCCAUAUUCGAGUUAAUCACAUCCUACAAAGUCUCAACGCACUCACUGGAUCCGGACUCUUCAGGGCCAAUGACUUCUCAAGCAAUGCCGACGCACCAAAUUCGAAUCCACUCGAUAGCCAUCAUCAACGCCUUACAGUCAGUCGUCCGAUACUACCCCGGUCAGGACUUAGCAGGCGAGUCGAUUGUUGUUCAAAAACCGUACGCAGUCUUGGUUCAUUACUACGACGAGCUACAACAGUUUCGCCAGGAUUGUCUUGCGAAAUGCCCACAUGAGUUGUGUGAUCGGGAGAAGCAUGCAUCAGAGCAUUUAGGAAUCCUGCUAGGUUUCUUGGAUGAUGAGGUUAUGUCAGGCGUAAGGCAAGAACAAGAGCGGAACAAAAGGGGGUCUGCGACGUUCGAAUGGCGGUGGGUUGCGUACAAACCAGGCGUCACCGUUUUAGACAAAACCAGCACAGGUGAAUGGGAAGCUUCGGUAGUGCACUCCAUAUCAGGAGGUCUAUUUGAGAACCCCCCGAAAGACUGGGAAGUGAAGCGAUGGUGCAUGGACUAUGAUGGUGAGAACAUCGAACGCAUCUGGGCAACUCCAGUAACAUGGCCCAAAUUCGAUGGCGAACGAAGUGAUUCCAAGGCUGGAUUGGAGACCAAGUUCUUUGAUCCUACACUUGACGAAUCGUAUCUGGAUGACGAGAAUGUAGUUGGGUUGGUUGACAACGGCAAAAAGUUUGCUGCCAUGGUUAAGAAACAGUGUUUUCAUCACAAAGGCAAAGGGGCUUCCUUUCCCUUCAACAAUAUCGAAGGCUUAGCAAUGGUCGAUCUUGAUAGCUACUACACAGUACGUUCGGAUGCAACCCCGUCGUCAAUAGACACAGACGAUUUGCGGAAUUGGUCGACAGAAUGCACAUGCGAAAUUUGCGAAACUCGCAAACAAUCUCUUGGUCGGAACAUUGCCCCUUUAUUCAGUAAAUUUGGUGGCCAGAAGGAGAACGAGACAGGGCUUACCAACCAUGAGUCCCUUUUGUGUCCGUCGGCUGUGAUGGCUUACGUAUUCAGGACUCGAACAUGGGAGUACGUUCACAUCAAGAACCUUCAAAGACCAAAAUUCAACGAAAACAUGAUCGGUCACUUGGUGAUGAGUGAACAGCGCUUGAAAACACUCAAAGCUCUUUCGAAGAGCUUUGCCAGAGUCAACAAGCACGGCGAAGGAAUAAAAGAUUCCAACUGGAGCGCAGACUUCGUUCGUGGGAAAGGAAACGGCCUGAUAUUUCUAUUACAUGGAAAGCCAGGAGUAGGCAAAACUUGCACAGCUGAAUGCAUUGCCGAGUUCACCUGCCGCCCUCUGAUGGUAUUGACAAGCAGCGACGUGGGCACAGAUCCCGAGCAAGUGGAAUACAACCUUACCUCUAACUUCAAGAGGGCCAUGAGCUGGGGUGCUGUCUUAUUGAUCGAUGAAGCCGAUGUUUUCAUGGAAAGAAGGACGACAUCAGAUCUCACGAGGAACAGUUUGGUGGCCGGGUUCUUGCGAGCUCUGGAAUUCUAUGACGGCAUCUUAUUCCUCACAACCAACAGAGUUGGGUCAUUCGACGACGCUUUCAUCUCUCGCAUACACGUGCAACUCUACUACCCAGACUUCACCGACGACGAGCGGCAACGGGUGUGGAAAACGUUUAUCGACAAGCUUGGUCGCGAGAGGGGAGAUACCAUGCGCAUGACAAUUGACGCCAAAGAGUAUAUUGCAUCAACUAGGAAGCAUGGUAUGAAAUGGAAUGGAAGAGAAAUUAGAAACGCUUUUCAAACAGCCGUUGCGCUUGCUGAGUACGACGACGAGAAAGAUAGCGAGGGAAGGAUAAUGAUGACAGAUAAUCACCUACGAGCUGUGGUUGAGCUGUCCAAAGAUUUCAAGGGAUACCUGAACGACCUCCAUCGAAGGGACGAGGAAAAGAGAGCCGAAGAUCGAUACGAGAGACUGGCUACCUACGAAGCAGGCACAUAG